AUGCCGAACGCUUUCCUGCCCUACGCUGUUCUCGUUGCUUCUGCUCCGGCAGCUAGUGUGAAGGAUGGAGAUAUUUCCCUUCUCAAUCCAACAGCUGUUAAUGGGACCAACUUAUAUGAGACUGACAUCCUGCUGACAGACGGGCAACAUCUGCAGGUCAUCGCCAAGAAAGCCAUCAACUACUUGGCCGCCCGUUGGUCCACUGAUGCCAAGGGGUUCCCUGAGGUGCCCUAUAGCUUUGGUGACGAACGUGACAAGGCAGCAGCUGUGGCAGCUGGCAUAGACCACUGGGAGGAAAACACUUGCAUCACAUUCCACACUUCCCCUCAUAUCAAAUUUAUCCUGGGCUCUGGCUGUUGGUCUUACAUUGGCAGCAUCAACAGCAAUACUGGACAGGACCUUUCUAUAGGGACUGGUUGUACAGGGGUGGGAACAGUGGCCCACGAGAUCGGCCAUGCCAUAGGCUUCUACCAUGAGCAGUCCAGGAGUGACCGAGACCGACAGGUCAAGAUCUUGUUGGAAAACGUAAUCGCAGGGAAGGAAAGUAACUUCAACUCCUAUGCCGACAAUAACUACUCUGUGCCCUAUGACUUCCUGUCUGACAUGCACUAUAAUUCGGAAGCAUUCAGCAGCAACGGUAAACUGACAAUAGUAACAGUGGACCCAAUGAAUCAAGAACUGAUAGGUGUCAGAGACGCACUCAGCCACAUGGACAAGUUAUUGGCCAACAAAAUCUACCCCUGCAUAGACGUGAGAUGCACGAAGGUGAUCGAGGCACCGGCAUGCCACAAAGUCCAGCUCAACUUCACGGACUUCCAGAUCUACGGAAGGCAUGCCUUCUGCAACAACACGAUGUGCUGCUACUUCGAGAUCCUGGAGAUCAGGACGAACGACUCCUUCAAGGGAGAUGUGUAAGUAGGACGAAUGGGGCGCUCUGGU
Macrobrachium nipponense is the source of this 939-nucleotide messenger RNA. Its product is annotated as protein SpAN-like. Gene Ontology annotation, biological process: proteolysis. NCBI's taxonomy places the organism in Eukaryota, Metazoa, Arthropoda, Malacostraca, Decapoda, Palaemonidae. Bases 1 to 915 code for a protein of 304 amino acids. The transcript is spliced from 6 exons. The record is from RefSeq and is a predicted model, not a curated record. Gene Ontology annotation, molecular function: zinc ion binding; metalloendopeptidase activity.